Sinocyclocheilus grahami is the source of this 3939-nucleotide messenger RNA. It is a transcript of the gene cyfip1, whose product is annotated as cytoplasmic FMR1 interacting protein 1. Bases 267 to 3290 code for a protein of 1007 amino acids. NCBI's taxonomy places the organism in Eukaryota, Metazoa, Chordata, Actinopteri, Cypriniformes, Cyprinidae. Gene Ontology annotation, molecular function: small GTPase binding. The transcript is spliced from 25 exons. Gene Ontology annotation, biological process: regulation of actin filament polymerization. The record is from RefSeq and is a predicted model, not a curated record.
GUACUGCGGCGCUGGAGUUUCCUGUUCAAUUUCCCUGUAGAGCGCAACAGGAACUUCCAGCCCGAGCUGCGCCUGCGACAGCACUCACCGCGAGCAGGAUUCCUCCGCAAACCCCCUCAACUACUCCAAACCGCCGCAGAUUAACCACUGAAAACGGCUUUACGAGUUACCUUCAUCCUCUCAGCCACAUCAGAACUGGAAACCACAACGGAAAAUGCAUGAAUGAAUAGUUGAAGCGGAUUGUUUGUCCUGGAAAACUCAAAGUGAUGGCGUCCACGGUGACUCUGGAAGAUGCUCUGUCCAAUGUGGACCUGCUGGAGGAGCUGCCACUUCCAGAUCAGCAGCCCUGCAUCGAGCCUCUGCCCUCCUCGCUCAUUUACCAGCCCAACUUCAACACCAACUUUGAGGACCGCAAUGCUUUUGUGACAGGCAUUGCCCGUUACAUCGAGCAGGCCACUGUCCACUCUGGCAUGAAUGAGAUGUUGGAGGAAGGACAGGAGUAUGCUGUGAUGCUGUAUACCUGGAGGAGCUGUUCAAGAGCUAUUCCUCAGGUGAAGUGUAAUGAACAGCCUAACAGAGUGGAAAUCUACGAGAAGACAGUGGAGGUGCUCGAGCCUGAAGUCACUAAAUUAAUGAACUUCAUGUACUUUCAGAGGACAGCAAUAGAUCGCUUCUGUGGGGAAAUGCGUCGACUGUGUCACGCCGAGCGGAGGAAGGACUUUGUGUCUGAAGCCUAUCUGCUCACGCUGGGGAAGUUCAUCAACAUGUUUGCGGUGCUGGACGAACUUAAGAACAUGAAGUGCAGCGUCAAAAAUGAUCACUCCGCCUACAAGAGAGCUGCCCAGUUCCUGAGGAAAAUGUCUGAGCCAUCCUCCAUUCAGGAAUCUCAGAACUUAUCCAUGUUCCUGGCCAACCACAACAAGAUCACUCAGUCCCUACAGCAGCAGCUUGAAGUGAUUAGCGGAUAUGAUGAGCUGUUGGCAGACAUCGUUAACUUGUGUGUGGACUACUAUGAAAACAAGAUGUACCUCACCCCCAUUGAGAAACACAUGCUACUCAAAGUGAUGGGCUUUGGUCUCUAUCUCAUGGAUGGAACCAACAGCAACAUCUACAAACUGGAUGCCAAGAAGAGAAUCAACCUCACGAAAAUUGACAAGUUUUUCAAGCAAUUGCAGGUAGUACCUCUUUUUGGUGACAUGCAGAUUGAGCUGGCCCGCUAUAUCAAAACCAGCGCUCACUAUGAGGAAAACAAAUCCAGGUGGUCGUGCACAUCUGCAGGCAGUAGCCCGCAGUAUAAUAUCUGCGAGCAGAUGAUUCAAAUCCGUGAAGACCACAUGCGCUUCAUUUCUGAGCUGGCUCGCUACAGCAACAGUGAGGUAGUGACUGGCUCAGGGCGUCAGGAGGCCCAGAAGACGGACUUUGAAUACAGGAAGCUGUUUGAUCUGGCUCUGCAGGGUCUGCAGCUGCUCUCUCAGUGGAGCGCUCAGGUCAUGGAAGUGUAUUCCUGGAAGUUGGUGCACCCCACAGAUAAAUACUCCAACAAAGAAUGCCCAGAUAACGCUGAGGAGUAUGAACGUGCCACCAGAUACAACUACACCAGCGAGGAGAAAUUUGCUCUGGUGGAGGUCAUUGCCAUGAUAAAGGGCCUGCAGGUUCUGAUGGGCCGUAUGGAGAGUGUGUUCAACCACGCAAUCCGUCACACCAUCUAUUCAGCUCUGCAAGAUUUUGCCCAGGUGACGCUCAGAGAACCGCUGCGUCAGGCCAUCAAGAGAAAGAAGAAUGUCAUCCAGAGCAUCCUCCAGGCCAUCCGUAAGACCAUCUGUGAUUGGGAGACUGGCAGAGAGCCACAUAAUGACCCAGCAUUGCGGGGCGAGAAGGACCCUAAAGGGGGAUUUGAUAUCAAAGUUCCUCGUCGUGCCGUAGGACCCUCCACCACUCAGCUGUAUAUGGUCAGGACGAUGCUGGAGUCUCUGGUCGCUGAUAAGAGCGGCUCAAAGAAGACUCUGCGCAGUAGUUUGGAGGGUCCGACCAUCCUGGACAUCGAGAAGUUUCAUCGCGAAUCAUUCUUCUACACUCACCUGCUCAACUUCAGUGGUAAAGAACAGGCUAAAUGGCAGUUUGUUCGCACGGUGCUGCCGUUUUCACAAGAGUUUCAGAGAGACAAGCCUCCCAAUGCCCAGCCACAGUACCUGUAUGGCUCAAAGACCUUGAAUUUGGCAUACAGUAGCAUAUACAGCCUCUACCGGAACUUCGUGGGACCUCCACAUAUUAAGGCUAUUUGCAGACUUCUAGGAUACCAGGGCAUCGCUGUGGUGAUGGAAGAGCUGUUAAAGGUCGUCAAAAGCCUGCUUCAGGGUACCAUUCUGCAGUAUGUAAAGACCCUGAUGGAAGUCAUGCCCAAGAUAUGCCGUCUGCCUCGCCACGAGUAUGGCUCUCCAGGUAUUCUGGAGUUUUUCCACCACCAGUUGAAGGACAUUGUGGAGUAUGCUGAGCUGAAGACUGUGUGCUUCCAGAACCUGAGGGAAGUUGGAAAUGCUUUGCUGUUCUGCCUGCUGAGUGAGCAGAGCUUGUCUCAAGAGGAGGUGUGCGACUUGUUGCAUGCAGCACCCUUCCAGAACAUCUUGCCAAGAGUUCACGUUAAAGAAGGUGAACGUCUGGAUGCAAAGAUGAAGCGUUUGGAGGCCAAAUACACAGCACUGCAUAUGGUGCCUCUAAUUGAGCGUCUGGGAACCCCUCAGCAAAUUGCCAUCGCCCGUGAGGGUGACCUGCUGACUAAAGAGCGGCUGUGCUGCGGUCUCUCCAUAUUCGAGGUCAUUCUGACUCGCAUCCGCGGUUAUCUGGACGACCCAAUCUGGCGCGGCCCGUUGCCCAGCAACGGCGUGAUGCACGUGGACGAGUGCGUGGAGUUCCACAGGUUGUGGAGCGCCAUGCAGUUUGUGUACUGCAUCCCGGUGGGAGCUCACGAGUUCACCGUUGAGCAAUGUUUUGGAGAUGGUCUGAACUGGGCCGGUUGCAUGAUUAUCACAUUGCUUGGACAGCACAGACGCUUUGACAUCCUGGACUUCAGCUACCAUCUCCUUAAGGUGCAGAAACAUGACGGCAAAGAUGAGAUCAUCAAGAGUGUGCCUCUAAAGAAAAUGGUUGACCGAAUUCGCAAGUUCCAGAUUCUGAAUGAUGAAAUCUUUGCCAUUUUGAACAAGUACCUGAAGUCUGGGGAUGGAGAGAACAUGCCAGUCGAACAUGUCCGUUGCUUUCAGCCUCCGAUCCAUCAGUCAUUGGCCAGUAACUGAGAUUGGCGUACAUUUGCAGCAAUUAGAAGUGGAAGAGAUGCUAGAGGGGAACAUAUUUAGCUACAUGUUUAGGACCAGUUUCACUGUCACAUUCUACAUAGAGAUGCCUUUCGUACGCCAGCCUGUAGUGUUCACAGAGCCAGUAAGUUGCCUUGUGAUUAGUCAAGUGUUUUGUAAGCAUCAAUCAAUUGUACCAUUAUUGGGUUUGCACAUGUCUCAGGCUUUGGUCAAUUAGGCCAAAAUAUGUUUUAAAAUGAUAGACAAACACGGCCCAGUUUUACAUAGUGUUUUUCAGGUUGAUUUUAUUUUGUACACACUCGUGCCUUAUUAUAGAUAAAUGGCUUUUAUAUGUUAAUGAUAGCACAGCACUACUCAUUUUCGUGUUUUAUACCAGGGGAAAGGGUUGGAAAAUGGCCAAGUGGGGUUUUAUCAACUGAUUAUUUAAGCUUUUGCUGUGGUGAGAGACCAGUGGUAUAUUUCUAUGUGGUGUUUUUGAAUAAUUGCAUGCACGAUUCUUUUCCUUCUAUUAUCCUGAAUAAAUCUUUAAGCAUAACCAAGUUCUUACUCUCAUUAAACGUGCCUUUUUGUAUUUUAAUUGUAAUCAGAUUUUAAUUCAAUAAAUAUCAAAUUCUGUGGUUUCCUGGGUUGU